GUAAAGAGCCAUGGUGGGUGUGUGAAAGCUUGAAUAAGUUUCUUAUUCAUCGAUCUGACUGGGGAGCCAAAGAACCAACAGGAGUACUCCAGUGCCUACCGGGCCCAGUGGAAUACAUUAUUAUUCAUCACACAGUCACUCCCGCCUGUACUUCUUUUACAGAAUGCUCAAAAUCUAUGAGAACAAUACAAUUAGAGCACCAGAAGGAUAACAAAUGGCUAGACAUAGGUUACCAUUUUGUGAUCGGAGGAGAUGGUCAUGUAUACGAAGGUCGACCGUGGUACAAAGUCGGAGCUCAUACAAAAUAUCACAAUAAAAAAUCUAUUGGUAUUGCUCUGAUUGGAGAUUUUGAUAAAGAAGCGCCAGAUCCAUCUAUGCUAGACCUUAUACCGAAAAUUGCAUGGUGUGGGGUGGAAAAAAGACAGUGGGCCUGGUUGGUAGGUCACUGGGGCCAUGUCCAAGAAUUCGUGGGUUUGAUCCGUGCCAGCCGAAGACUCCCCGUGUAG
Messenger RNA from Parasteatoda tepidariorum (common house spider), 506 nucleotides. Its product is annotated as peptidoglycan recognition protein. Gene Ontology annotation, biological process: peptidoglycan catabolic process. Lineage: Eukaryota; Metazoa; Arthropoda; Arachnida; Araneae; Theridiidae. The record is from RefSeq and is a predicted model, not a curated record. Gene Ontology annotation, molecular function: zinc ion binding; N-acetylmuramoyl-L-alanine amidase activity.